Plasmodium vinckei vinckei is the source of this 2583-nucleotide messenger RNA. RefSeq names its product conserved Plasmodium protein, unknown function. The record is from RefSeq and is a predicted model, not a curated record. NCBI's taxonomy places the organism in Eukaryota, Apicomplexa, Aconoidasida, Haemosporida, Plasmodiidae. The coding region runs from base 1 to 2583 and encodes 860 amino acids. The transcript has 3 exons.
AUGUCGUGCUGUUCAAAAAAAAAAAAAGAUACAAAAACCCAAAGAAAAGAUUAUUUAAAUUAUAAAGAAAAAAAUGAUAAUGAAGUAGUUGCAAUAUGUGAUGAUCAGGCAUCCAUCAUUAAUAUUAUAAAAAAAGGAAAUGAAUGUAAUUCUGAAUUAAAUAAUAAAAAGGGUAGUACAAUUAAAAAAGAGAUUGUUAAGAAAUCAAAUUUACUAAACUAUUAUGAAAAAAAUGUUUUAAAAGGUUAUUCCAAAAUAAAAAGUUGUGAAGAUGUCGAGAAAAAAAUUAAUGCUUUAAAAUUAAAAAAUGAAAUAAAAAAAGCUAAAGAAAAAGAUAUACAUAUAGAUCAAAAUGACGAUACUAAAGAAAAGAAUAAAUUAGAAGAGUUCUCAAAAUUAAAUUCAGAAAAUAAAUCUAAAAUACUAAAUGAAAUAGAAAAUCAAAUUAAUGAAGAUAAAAAAUAUGAAAUUUCUAAUAUCCAUGAUGAGUUAGCAUUUCUAAGUAUAUAUAAAUUAACUCAUAAAAAAGUAUAUGCUAUAUUAGAUCAAGAAAAAAAUCAUGUGGAUUAUUAUAAUUGUAAUGAAGUUUUAGAAAUGGUUUUAAACAAUAAAUUACACAAGCACAGCUUAAUAAAAAUGAAAACAGAAGACCAAUUUGUUUAUUUAGAAAAUAAAAUAAAAGAGAUUCAAUUUUUAAAAAAUUUUGAAUUACAAUAUUAUUUAAAAAUAAAAAAUAAAAGAUUUUCUAUGAAAUCUGAAUAUGAAAAAGAAUAUAGUAAAAACGAUACAAUGUUUUUAGAAUUAAGUGAAUCACUAUUAGGUGAAAAAAUAAAAUCCUUAAAAAAUUUUGUUAUAUCGCCUUAUGAUAAAAAUGUUGUUGAAAUAAUUUUAAUUCCAAAUAAAAAGAAUAGUGAAAAUUUUGGUGGAUAUCAUAGAAUAUUUUCUAAUUUAUUUAUAACGAAAUAUAUUUCAUCAUAUUUUUAUCAUAUAAUUGAAAAAAAAAUUGAAAAACAUAAUUUAAUGAAAAAAACAAAUAAUAUUCAUAUACGAAUGAAAUUAAAGACAAAUUAUCCACAAGCAAUAAAAAAUAUUUUUAAAUAUAUAUAUGAUAAACAUUUUAGAUUACAAGAUCUUGAUUUUAAAUUAUUAAUAACUAUUUAUAUAGAAUGUAAAAAAUUUAAAAUAGUUGGUAUUAUAGAUGAUGUUAUAAAUACAAUUAGAGAAAAAACAAAUUUUGAAAAUAUUUUAAAAAUAUUAGAAAUAUCUGCAAUUUUUAAAGAAACGGAAAUGAUAAGAGAUUUCACUCGUAUCUUGUCUGAUUCUUGGUAUCUAAUUUUUUCAGAAAAUUAUCACUACUUACUAGAUGCAGAAACAUUUAGUCAUUUUAUCAGCUUCGAUAAUAUAAUGAUAAGCGAAAUAAGAAUAUUUAUUGAAGUGAUAAAAUAUAUAAUUAAAAAUAAUUGUAAUUUGGAAGAGCAAGAAAUUAUUUUUAAAAAUGUUAGGUUCAGUUUAUUAAGUCAUGAAAAUUUGUAUAAUAUGCAAAAAUAUAUAAAAAAUUGUUUUGAUGAUAUUAUAAAUAAUAAAUAUGAUGGAACAAAUUUUAUUUGUAUGAGAUAUGAGCAUGAGAAAAUGAAAGACAAAUAUGGUGAUAAUGAUAGUGAAAUAAAAUUUGAUGGUUUGAAGUCUCAAAAAGAAGUAAACGAAAAAAAAGACAAUGAUGUUGACAUAAUAGGUGAUGAAAAAAAUGAUUUAUUUAAUGUAUCUCUUUAUGAAGAAGUUAAAAAUUUAAAUGAAUUUUACAAAAUAAUAAAUAUGGAAGCUUUUGAACCCCCUUAUAUUGAAAAAAAAAAUGUAAAUAUAUCCUUGAAAAAUGUAACAAAAUGUAUAAAUAAUAUUUAUAGUAUAUUAUUUGAUCAUAUUUUUAAAAAAUUAUUAAAUAAAGAUGAAGUAAAAGAAAGAUAUAAACCAUGGAAUGAAAAUAACCAUUUUCAAUGUGUAAACAAUUUAGCUAAUGAAAAUUAUUCCUUCCAAUUAGUUAAAAAAAAAGGUAAAGUAGAUAAAUAUUCCUUUACAUAUGGGGAUGAACGAUUAAUAAAUGAAUGUAGAUACUGUUUUAAAAUAAUAAAAAGUAAAAAUAGUAAUAUAUCUAUUGGUGUUAUAUUAAAAGUUAGAGAGUUAAAUAUGUCAAAUCAUACAAAUUUUAAAAUACCUAAAAUAUUAACUGAAGGUAAUGAAGAGUUAGCGAUUUAUUUUGAUUUUUUUGUCAACGAUUUUUAUGUUUGUAAUAUAAAUGAAAAUGAUAAUUCAAAAUUAUUGAAUAAAACAAAAUUGAAUAUACAUGCACAUGAAAAUAAACUAACCGAAAAUGAUAUAAUUAAUUAUAAUAUUUCGGUUAUCAAUCAAAUUCUUAAUAUAGACAUAACAAUAUUACCAAAAAAUAUCACUUUUAAAUAUUCUUUUCCUAUUCUACAACCAACUACAUACUUAGGAGAAAUAAUAAAAAUGCCAUUUAUUAAUAUAAAACCCUUUUUUAUAUUUAAAGAUUCAUUAGAUUCAAUUCUUAUGCCAUCUAUCAAAAUUUAA